Messenger RNA from Mytilus trossulus (common blue mussel), 918 nucleotides. Its product is annotated as beta-1,4-galactosyltransferase 5-like. The transcript has 6 exons. Gene Ontology annotation, molecular function: galactosyltransferase activity. The record is from RefSeq and is a predicted model, not a curated record. NCBI's taxonomy places the organism in Eukaryota, Metazoa, Mollusca, Bivalvia, Mytilida, Mytilidae. The coding region runs from base 1 to 918 and encodes 305 amino acids. Gene Ontology annotation, cellular component: Golgi apparatus. Gene Ontology annotation, biological process: carbohydrate metabolic process.
AUGGACCAAGGACAUUACAGACCAGUCACGUGCAUUCCGAGACAAAAAUUAGCCAUUCUUAUACCUUACAGAGAUAGGGCGAAAGGAUUGCUAACAUUACUAAAUAAUGUUUUACCUCGAAUUCACAGACAACAAAUUGAAUUUGGAAUAUACGUAGUCGAACAGAUUGGAGGUGCACUUUUCAACAAAGGUGUGUUAUUUAAUGCUGCCUUUAAAUAUGCUAUGGAAGAAUAUACAUAUGACUGUGUCGUACUUCAUGACGUUGAUAUAAUAGCAGAAGAUGACAGAAAUUUCUUCACGUGCGGAUAUCAUCCGAGACAUCUGGCCGUAAAAGUGGAACAAUUCAAUUAUACAAUUCCUUAUGCAGAUUUUUUUGGAGGAAUAUCAAAUAUGCCGCCUAAUAUAUUCGAGCAAAUCAAUGGAUUUUCUAACCAGUAUGAAGACUGGGGACUUGAAGAUGACGACCUUUAUCGACGAUUAACAGUUGCUCAUGGGCUGAAAAUUGAACGUCCACUGGCGAAUGUGUCAACAUGUGCUUCCGUGCAUCAUUUGAGACCGCAUAAACAUGAUAAAAAGGGAAAACUUCUCGAUAGAUGCAAUAUUUAUAUCAAUCGACCACAAGGUUGGGCAUUUGACGGGUUAAACACCUCACAAUAUAAAGUAGAAAAAACAGAAAACAAAAGAUUAUUCAAACAUAUUCUCAUAUCUCUUAACACAACAAAGCUUAGAAAGGAUUUUGUUACGAGAUCUCGUUUAGUUGAUUAUGAUAAUUUACCACCAGUUGCUUCUUGGAAUGGUAACACUCAAAUGUGUUAUUGGGCACUGAAGAAAUCCAACGAAAACAUUGACCAAAGCGUCGAAGAUCUGGUGCAGAAAUCAGUCAACGUUCCUUCUCAUAGACGUAUAUGCAUACCUUGA